GAACCAGCAAACGACACUCAUGAGACCCAUUUUGCUUCAAGGCCAUACUAGAUCUUUGACACAGAUCAAAUACAACAGAGAAGGUGACUUGCUUUUCUCUGUUUCUAAAGAUAAAGUUGCCAAUGUUUGGUACUCUCAUAACGGUGAACGUCUUGGUACAUACACAGGCCAUCUCGGUUCUAUUUGGACUAUUGAUGUGAAUGCUAACUCUACUUUGCUUGUCACUGGUUCUGCUGAUAACACUUGUAAGCUUUGGGAAAUCCAAACAGGUCGUUGUUUAAAGACUUGGGAAUUCAAGACUGCUGUUAAGCGCGUUGAAUUCAGUGAAGAUAGUUCUAUGGUAUUGUGUGUUACAGAAGAACGUAUGGGUUUCUCUGGCACUGUUACUGUGUACCCUAUUAACAAUGAUAUCAAUGGCACUCAAUCCGAUACACCUAUUGUGACAAUCACCAACAAGGGCGGUAAAAAGGCUGUUGUGGCUGGUUGGACUUGUUUAGACAAGUACAUCAUCACUGGUCAUGAAGACGGUACUGUCUGUCAAUGGGAUUGGAAAGCAAACGAAAAGAUCAACUCAAUCAAGCCUCAUGAAGGUGUAUUAUCUGAUAUGCAAUUCAGCCCUGAUCGCACAUAUUUCAUCACUGCCUCUAAGGAUAAGAGUGCCAAGAUUAUUGAUUCACUUACUUUGGAUGUCAAGAAGACAUACACUGCUGAUACACCUCUUAAUUCAGCUGCUUUGACUCCUAAAUUUCAAGAAUUUGUUAUUUUGGGUGGUGGUCAAGAUGCUAUGAAUGUCACAACAACCUCUGCUAGACAAGGUAAAUUCGAAAGCAGAUUCUAUCAUAAGAUUUUAGAGGAAGAAGUUGGUCGUGUCAGAGGCCAUUUCGGUCCCAUUAACACCAUUGCUGUUCACCCUGAUGGUACAAGUUAUUCUAGUGGUGGUGAAGAUGGUUAUGUUCGUGUCCAUCAUUUUGAUCCUGAUUACUUUACAUUUAAGCUUGAGAUUUAGAGAGAAUAAAAUAGUUUUUUUUUUAUUUAUUUAA
Messenger RNA from Gilbertella persicaria, 1040 nucleotides. RefSeq names its product WD40-repeat-containing domain protein. Gene Ontology annotation, cellular component: eukaryotic translation initiation factor 3 complex, eIF3m; cytoplasm. The record is from RefSeq and is a predicted model, not a curated record. The transcript has 3 exons. Gene Ontology annotation, molecular function: translation initiation factor activity; RNA binding; protein binding. Gene Ontology annotation, biological process: cytoplasmic translational initiation. NCBI's taxonomy places the organism in Eukaryota, Fungi, Mucoromycota, Mucoromycetes, Mucorales, Choanephoraceae. The coding region runs from base 20 to 1006 and encodes 328 amino acids.